This is a messenger RNA of Corticium candelabrum, 1830 nucleotides long. RefSeq names its product alpha-1,6-mannosyl-glycoprotein 2-beta-N-acetylglucosaminyltransferase-like. Gene Ontology annotation, biological process: protein N-linked glycosylation; oligosaccharide biosynthetic process. Gene Ontology annotation, cellular component: Golgi membrane; Golgi stack. Lineage: Eukaryota; Metazoa; Porifera; Homoscleromorpha; Homosclerophorida; Plakinidae. The record is from RefSeq and is a predicted model, not a curated record. Bases 69 to 1631 code for a protein of 520 amino acids. The transcript is spliced from 8 exons. Gene Ontology annotation, molecular function: alpha-1,6-mannosylglycoprotein 2-beta-N-acetylglucosaminyltransferase activity.
GUAACCUUUGAGCAAUUUUUCGCCGUUUUUGCUUUCUUCAUUAGUGCUAAUGGUUGUAGAAAAACGCAAUGAAUACAAUAAGAUGGAGAACGCGCGCUGUAGUCGGUCUGCUGAUGGUAUGUUUGACACUGUUGUGUACUUUGGCUCUAUUUCGCUCGGUAGCGCAUGAAGACAGACUGGAGUUUACUAGGAAGGGAAAAUUGCACAGACUGCCAUCUGUUCAUCAAUCCGAAGAAACAGCUAAACAUGCCAUUGAUGUCAAGACUGAAACUCGUAGUCAGUUGGUUGAACGUCUCGUUGAACCUGAACAACAUGCUGAACGUGUACAGACCAGCAUUCCGAAAACUGCUACUGCAGUCGAGACCGAACAGACUGGAAGGCAAGAAACUAAAGUUGUUUCUGCGAAACCUGGUAAGGUGAACAGCCACCAGGGAAGUGAUACCGCUGUCGUAACUUCCAAAGAAAACAACUAUGUUGGCAAUGGGGAUGAAGUGAAACUUCAUUUUCUGAAAGAUCACGUGUUUAAACUAAAUAUUGAAGAAAAGAUGAUGAAUUUUGAGAAAUUUCCUAGUCCUUUGGAUGAGGAUGCGUUCUUAUUGGCAGUACAGGUGCAUGAUAGGAAAGAGUACUUUGAACACUUUAUUGCGUCUCUUCGAACUGUAAGGAACAUUGAACGGAGUGUUGUGGUUGUCAGUCAUGACUACUAUUCACCUGAGAUGGAUCGACUUGUGGCGUCAAUUGAUGUCUGCAAAGUUAUUCAAAUCUUUUAUCCUUACAAUUUGCAAAUAUACUCAGACAAGUUUCCAGGUCAAGACCCUAACGACUGCCCAAGAGAGAUCUCAAGAGAGCUAGCAAAGAAAUCUGGUUGUAAGAAUGCAGAUUAUCCGGAUCAAUUUGGACACUACAGAGAAGCUAAAUUUACAAUGACAAAGCAUCAUUGGUGGUGGAAGGUCAAUCAUAUAUUUGAUCAUAUGCGCCUUACUCAAAGGUUCAAUGGGUAUGUGAUGUUCUUAGAAGAAGAUCAUUUCCUGGCUCCUGACUUCCUUCAUGUGGCAAAGCUAAUUGCUGAUGCAAAGCCAAGGAUCUGUCCGAACUGUCAGUUCAUAGGAAUGGGUAACUAUGAUAAGAUAACCUCUUAUCAAGGCAUUGGAAAUGCAGUUAAAGCUGUUGCCUGGGAGUCUGGAAAGUUUAACAUGGGGUUCGCCAUGAACAGACAGGGCUGGAAUGAAAUUAGAAAAUGCAAUACAAUGUUCUGCAACUUUGAUGACUAUAACUGGGACUGGACUCUUCAAAGUUUAGGGAAAAGGUGCUUGAACAAACCAAUUGGAAUUUUGGUUGUCAGAGCUUCACGUGUCUUCCACAUUGGCCAAUGUGGAGUUCAUCACAAGCAGAAAUUGGGUGCUGUUACAUCAUCCUUUCAAUGUAAUGCUGCAUCUACUGUGUCAUUGCACAGUCGGACACUAAAGAACAAUGAAUUAUAUUUGUUUCCCGGAAGUGUUGUUUUGAUUGGUAGCUCUGUGGUGACAUUUACAGGGCGAUUGACUAAUCCCCAGAGCUAUGGUGGAUGGGGUGAUGUGAGAGAUCACAAGUUGUGCGAGUCCUACGUCAACAAUUCUUACACGCUGUCUUGAAAGGCACUGUCAGCAAUGUAUUUGCUAUUUACAAAACAGACUGUAUUUGUAUAUAUAUAUAAUUAAAUAAAUGAAGACAUUAAAUUUUGGAUUUGAAUAGAGACAUAAUUAUUGCAACUAUAGCGCGCAAUGGUAGGUUUAGCACGUUGGUCAUUGCCGUUUGUGGAGUAGGAACUACCAGUUGCUAUCAUGGGGUUAU